CCCACCCCUUUUAAAUAAGUCGGGCUGGGCGCAGCCCUCGCAGACUAGGCAACUCCGGGGAGGCGGUAGCAGCGCUACGGCAAGGGGUGCGGCCGGGCCCGGAGCCCUGCCCGGGGCCCGGCAGCCCUGCGGGCGUGCGAACAGCGGGCGAGGCCGAGCCUGUUUGUGCGGCGCAGCCCCGGGGGCUGCCCGUGCCGGCCGCGCCAUUGUUGGGGGAGGGGGCAUUACCGAGCGCGGCGGAGUCUGAGGUGGGGGCAGGAGUCCGGGGUGAGCCAAAGCGGCGACAGAGGCGAAGAGUGUAGACACCUCAUGGGGAACACGCUGACCUGUUGCGUGAAGCCCAGUGCCAGCCCCAAGCUGAGCCGGCGCUCGGAGCCGGCAGAGCCGGACUACGAGUCUGAGAUCUAUGAGGCGGCGGCUGGGGACGCGGUGGCAGUAGCACCUUCGCCCGCUGCCUUGGACCCCGCAGAGUUGGAUUUGGGAACCGGCGAGGGCCACCACCUGCAGCACAUAAGCGACCGGGAGAUGCCGGACGACUUAGCUUUGGAAUCAAACCCCUCCGACCAUCCGAGGGCAAGCACGAUUUUCCUGAACAAAUCUCAAACAGAUGUGCGAGAAAAGAGGAAGAACAACUAUGUAAACCAUGUAUCUCCAGGGCACCUUACUAAAAAAUGUAGCUCAUGCUCAACAAUAUUUCUAGAUGACAGCACAGUCAGCCAGCCUAAUCUUAGAACCACAAUACAAUGUGUGACCUUAGCGAUAUAUUACCACAUAAAGAACAGAGAUGCAAAUAGAUCCUUGGAUAUUUUUGAUGAGAGAUCACAUCCACUCACACGAGAAACAGUUCCAGAGGAAUACUUUAAGCAUGACCCGGAGCACAAAUUUAUUUACAGAUUUGUUCGUACUCUUUUCAGUGCCGCACAGCUGACAGCUGAGUGUGCCAUAGUAACUUUGGUUUACUUAGAAAGGCUUUUAACUUAUGCUGAGAUCGACAUUUGUCCCACUAACUGGAAGAGAAUUGUUCUGGGAGCCGUUCUUCUUGCCUCCAAGGUCUGGGACGAUCAGGCUGUGUGGAAUGUGGACUACUGCCAGAUCCUCAAGGACAUUACCGUUGAGGACAUGAAUGAAAUGGAAAGGCAUUUCCUGGAGCUACUUCAGUUUAAUAUUAAUGUUCCUGCCAGUGUUUAUGCCAAAUACUACUUUGACCUUCGCUCCUUAGCAGACGACAACAACCUGCCUUUUUGUUUUGCUCCUCUUAGCAAAGAGAGAGCACAGAACCUAGAGGCCAUUUCCAGAUUGUGUGAAGACAAAGACCUGUGCAGAGCUGCUAUGAGAAGGUCUCUCAGCGCUGAUAAUUUUAUUGGGAUUCAGCGUUCUAAAGCCAUCCUGUCUUAAGGGAGAAAUGAGGGGUUGCAACAUCAUGAGCCCCUCAUCUACGAGGACUGGGAAGAUACCACCUCACCUGCUCAAAAACCAGCGGAGUUAGUCCCUCACCUGGGAGGAUUGGAGAAAUACCACCUCUCCUGCUCAAGAGCCAGCAAAGUCAGUAAGACAGACAUCAAACUGAAGAGCCUCGUGGACAGCAAGUACUGUGCUCGAAGGAAAGAAUGGGACCUUGUCAGUGCAACACACUCUUUGUCCUUUACUAAACGAGUUACAAAAGCCACUCCAAAGCAAUAGCUCCCAACCCACACACAGAUAUUUGCUUACAAUGUAGGCUGAUAACUGUGAACUAUGUGAGGGUUUUUUAUUGAAGUUUAAAUUUUGAGACUUGAAAGACACUAACCAUAUAUAACUUUUAUGUUUCUCCUACUUUUCUGAACUGCCCCCUCCAAGAAAGAAAACAGAACCCCCUCCCCCACUGUUGCUGCAUAGUCCUUUACAAUCAGUGCAGUAUUACCAUUAAAACAUGGGACUCCUAACAACUCAUAAAGCCACUUAGCAACAAACUGUGUAGCAUUGUUAGGUAUUGAAGGAUUCUUCCUAUUACAUCAUAGAAACUGCUAGUUUAUUAUUGGCCAUCAGUUUAAACCAAAAAGCUGCUGAAUAACACUUGCCAUUCAAAUUCUUUGCAAGCACUACUUACUAGCAUAUUAGCAUGUUUGGGAUAAGAGAAAAUUUCAGUCAUUGAUUAUCUACUUACAGUGGGUCCACGCUACGUAUCUUAAGAACUAUAUUGGGAUUAAAAAAAAAACUAUAAGGAUGCUUCUCAUUUUCUGAUGUGUUUCUUUGCUAAAUAAAUGUAUCAGUAGAUAUUUUCUGAUAACAAGCAGGUGACGAAAUAGGUGUUCCCCAAGUACAGCGUCCUGUACCUGGGUCCUCCAGGGCCCUGCUGGGGAAGGAGCAGCGCCACCCACUCACAGAGAAACAUCACAUGGAAGUUUACAUUUCUAUUUCUUGUAAACUUAGUUUGGUAAACUGUUAAAAUGACAAGUUUCAGCCAGUCUUUGCCAUCUUUAAGAGGAAGCUGAAACAAAAAUUAAAAGCUUAAAUGUUUAAAAGACAUUUAAAUUUUCAAAUGGUUUUUAAGUUUGCAGCAUUUAUACUCCAUGUGCCAAAGCUUAAAAAUUGCACUGGGACUUUAUGGGACACCUUGUAUCUCCACAGAAAUGCCCUCUUUUAAAAAUAAAUCUUUGCAAGUCA
Molecule: messenger RNA, 2643 nt
Organism: Phyllostomus discolor (pale spear-nosed bat)
Lineage: Eukaryota; Metazoa; Chordata; Mammalia; Chiroptera; Phyllostomidae
Gene: CCNYL1
Product: cyclin Y like 1
Exons: 10
Coding region: 310-1395 (361 amino acids)
Biological process (GO): regulation of canonical Wnt signaling pathway; regulation of cyclin-dependent protein serine/threonine kinase activity
Cellular component (GO): plasma membrane
Molecular function (GO): protein kinase binding; cyclin-dependent protein serine/threonine kinase activator activity
Source: RefSeq, a predicted model, not a curated record